Molecule: messenger RNA, 5043 nt
Organism: Drosophila subobscura
Lineage: Eukaryota; Metazoa; Arthropoda; Insecta; Diptera; Drosophilidae
Gene: Sfmbt
Product: polycomb protein Sfmbt
Biological process (GO): heterochromatin formation; regulation of DNA-templated transcription
Cellular component (GO): nucleus
Molecular function (GO): zinc ion binding
Source: RefSeq, a predicted model, not a curated record
AUUUUGAUACAUAUUUGACAACCCUAACAAAAACUCGCAUAAAUUCGUAAUAAAACAAUUUAAAAUGCUUAAAACUGUCUUGCAACAAGUGGAUACUGUAUAUAGACCCUAAAGCCAACGCGUUAAUUGUGCUACAAAUCUGCUGUUCAGUAGAUCACAUUAAAAGAUUUACACUCAAAACUAAUUGAGAAUCGUUGAGUAUAAAUGUUUUGGCCUUAUUGAAUCCCUGGAAGAAACAACUGAACAGCAUCGUCUAUGAAUCCGACCGAGCUGCAUAUGAUGUGGAUGAGUAGUCAGUAUAAUGCCGCUAAUAUGACAUUGGAAGAUGCGACAGCACUAUUGAAUCAUCCCACUGUUGGACUGCUGGAGGAGAUGUCUGGCCAUCAUCAUCAGCCCACUUUGGAAAUGAAUCCCAUGAUGGGCCUGGUUGGGGGUGAUUUCAAUGGUCAUACAGCCACACUGAGUGGCACCCUACCGCCUGGCACUCUGAUAGCCACCAAUACCAACAAUCUGUAUAGCUUCGCCCACUUGGGUGGCCUGCAGCAUCAGUUGCUCCAACAGUCGGCGGCAGUGGCCGCCUUUCAGAACUAUACCGAAGUGAUGGACGCUGAUGGUGUGACGGUUGGCAUGACCACAGAUCCACAUGGCGAGCUCAUGGCUGGAGUUGGUGGUGGCGGUGGCGGUGUGGGUGGUGAUGCGUGCGAUGAUGAGGAUCAGGUGUAUGGCCACCAGAUAGAUGAUGGCUUUGAUGAUGGUGGCGCUGGCCUGGAGCCCAAGCAAGAGAUAAUCAACAUCGAUGACUUUGUGAUGAUGAAUGAGGACAAUAACUCGUACGAUGGCACCGAUUUUAUGAACUCCUCGGACAAGGAUAUCUCCCAGUCCUCCUCCUCAUGCAUGGCACAUAUGCAAGGCGGCGGCGGCGGCGGUGGUGGCCUGGGUGUGGCUGGACCAGAGCACGACCUCCUAGUGCCUCUCGGUGAUGGCCUGAUGCAUCAUAAGCUGCUUGGAGCCACACUGACCCCAGCCAUGCCGCUCAGUGUAGGUCCUGGCAAUGUUUUUGGCAACAUAAUGGUCAGCGCUGCCGAGCCACCCAGCAGCAAACAGAUGAAGGGCUACAGAGGUGGCAACAGCACAAGCAGCGCCACUGUCACCACUGUGGCUUCGUCGGCCGCCGUGAUGCGGGCCCAGCGAAAGACGCGCAAAAUCGAGCCUGUGAACAGGCCAGGACUUGUCCUGAAGACACCAAUUGCCUACAAGGGCAACAUAGACCCAUCGGUGAUACCAAUACAGAAAGAUGGCAUGGCUGUCUGCGAACGUUGCGGAGCCAUUGGUGUAAAGCACACAUUCUAUACAAAAUCUCGACGCUUUUGCAGCAUGGCCUGUGCCCGUGGCGAGCUCUACUCAUUGGUACUUAACAAUAAAAUGGAGACAACAGGAACGGGAGCCAACGCGGCACACAACAGCAACCAGUCGUCGAGCAGUUCCCCUUUGCCAGCAGCAUCUGGCACUAGUCUGGAUGUCACCGAAGAUGUCCUACUGUCCGCGGAUCAGCAGCAGUCGGACAUUGAGCUGGACCUGCAGGCGGCACACAUAAAGAAUGCAAAUUAUCGCUUCCGCAUAACCGAUCAAUCAAAGAUCACACAAUUGAAUAGUUUCGGCGAGCCCAUGGCUUUGGGCGGCGAUGCUGCUGCCCAUAAUGUACAGAUGGCCGCCGAUGAGACCAUUGCGGCCUUGAAUGGCGCCGCUGUGGGCGAUGCAGCGGCCCCGGGUGGCGAGGCGAAUGGCAGCAGCAACGACACAAACACAGCCAGCAAUGCAUAUUUGAGUGCAGCGCCCACGCCGAAAGCUUUGCGUUUGUUCAAGGAUGUCUAUCCGCAGGAUGAUCUGCCACAGAUACCCAAAUAUGAACGUCUGCCGGCGCCGUGUCCACAAAUGGAGAAGAUCCUCAGCAUCAGGCGGAGAAUGUACGAUCCGACACACUCGUACGACUGGCUGCCGCGCCUAAACAAGGAGAACUUCAAUGCGGCGCCUGUGACCUUUCCCCAUGCACCCGGCUGUGAGGUGUGGGAUAAUCUCGGUGUGGGCAUGAAGGUGGAGGUGGAGAACACAGAUUGCGAUAACAUAGAGAUCAUCCAGCCAGGACAGACGCCCACAUCCUUUUGGGUGGCCACCAUCCUAGAGAUCAAGGGCUACAAAGCCCUCAUGAGCUACGAGGGCUUCGAUACGGACUCCCAUGACUUUUGGGUGAAUCUCUGCAAUGCCGAGGUCCAUUCGGUGGGCUGGUGUGCCACACGUGGCAAGCCCCUGAUACCCCCACGCACCAUCGAGCACAAAUACAAGGAUUGGAAGGAUUUCCUCGUGGGUCGGCUCUCCGGGGCCCGUACGCUGCCUUCGAAUUUCUACAACAAAAUCAACGACAGCCUUCAGUCGCGCUUUCGCCUGGGCCUGAAUCUCGAAUGCGUUGACAAGGAUCGCAUUUCCCAGGUGCGCCUGGCCACGGUCACCAAGAUAGUGGGUAAACGUUUGUUCCUGCGCUAUUUCGAUACGGAUGAUGGCUUCUGGUGUCACGAGGACUCACCCAUUAUACACCCAGUGGGCUGGGCCACCACGGUGGGUCAUAAUUUGGCCGCACCUCAGGACUAUCUGGAGAGGAUGUUGGCCGGUCGCGAGGCCAUGAUUGAGGUGCACGAAGACGAUGCAACCAUCGAGCUAUUUAAAAUGAAUUUCACCUUCGAUGAGUACUUUCUGGAUGGCAAAACCAAUGGUUUUAUCGAGGGCAUGAAGCUAGAGGCAGUGGAUCCUCUAAAUCUUUCCUCCAUUUGCCCGGCCACAGUGAUGGCUGUGCUGAAAUUUGGCUACAUGAUGAUACGCAUUGACUCGUAUCAGCCGGAUGAAUCAGGGUCGGAUUGGUUCUGCUACCAUGAGAAAUCUCCAUGCAUUUUUCCUGCCGGUUUCUGCAGUGCUAACAACAUUCAAGUGACCCCGCCAAAUGGCUACGAUUCGCGCACCUUUACCUGGGAGACCUAUCUGCGAAAUACUGGGGCCGUGGCCGCCAAUCAGCAUUUGUUCCAUCGUGUGGUGCCCGAGCACGGCUUUGAGACGGGCAUGAGCUUGGAGUGUGCCGAUCUGAUGGAUCCUCGACUCGUCUGCGUAGCCACAGUGGCUAGGGUGGUGGGACGCCUGCUGAAGGUACAUUUCGAUGGCUGGACGGAUGAGUAUGAUCAGUGGCUGGACUGUGAGUCGGCUGAUAUCUAUCCAGUGGGUUGGUGUAUUCUCGUGGGCCAUAAGCUGGAGGGACCGCCACGAGUGUCCUAUCAGCAGGUGGCUAAGCCGGCGCCCAAGCCCAAGGUGGCAAGGAAAAAGAAGACCAAGAAAGGCGCAGCACCAGCCGGCGAAGGAAGAGGGACAACCAAGCAACAAAAUGACAACAAUACGCAGACGGUUAAACCGCGAACCAUUGCCUUGAAGACCACACCGCAUUUGCCCAAGCUGAGCAUUAAGCUGGAACUAAAGCCAGAGCAUCAUAAUGCCGCCUUCUAUGAGAACAAUCAGCCCGAGGAUGGGGAUGCAGAUGAGGAGGAACCCGAUCCAGAUGCCGAUGCCGAACUAGAUGGAGAUGCAGAUGGUGAUGGCGAUUUCGAUGGUAGCACCAGUCACAUAUCUGAGCAAUCAACCACACACUCCUCCAGUGAUCAGAUACUUGGAAGUGGGAGCGGCGGCGGUGGUUCCAUCUCAACAUCGGUUGUAACUGCUGCCGCGGGCGGGGGCGGCAGCAGCAACAGUAACAAAAUGGUAAAGAAAUCUUCCACUACUAAAUCACCGGCGCCACCAACUGUGGGCCGCAAAGCCACUAGCUACAUUGCGAACUCGUGCGCGACUAACAGCAAGUACAUUCCACGUCUGGCCGACAUUGAUGCGAGUGAGGCGGCCCAUUUGGAGCUACAGCCGGACUCCUGGAACGUGUACGAUGUGUCGCAAUUUCUGCGUGUCAACGAUUGCACCGCCCACUGUGACACGUUCAGUCGCAGCAAGAUCGAUGGCAAGCGUUUAUUGCAAUUGACAAAGGAUGAUAUAAUGCCACUGUUGGGCAUGAAGGUGGGACCAGCGUUGAAAAUCUCCGAUCUGAUUACACAGCUCAAGUGUAAGGUGAAUCCGGGUAGGGCCAGAUCCCACAAGGCCAAUAAAUCCUCGUACUUAUAGUGCGGGGUUGAUGUUUGGAUUUGGACUUUCAUAGAUAUUUCAUAUUUUUUUUUAAAUCGAUACGAAAUUUAUCACCGAUACACACACACACACACACACUUAUAUUUAUAGAAAUAUAUAUAAAACAUACUGAAGUAUUUGUUAGCCCUUGAAAAACGUUGUCUAAACCACAAACAAUUGUAUAACUUUAUGCCAGUCUCAUACACAUUAGCUCGCGUUAUUUUAUAAAUCGAUUUAAAUCGUGUCAUAGUCCGUACGUAGUAGCGCUACAGAUAGACGUACGCUCUUGUUACAACACUCAGAGUUUCUUUAUCACAAACAAAUUGUACAGGAGAUCAUCAAACUUAUGGGGGAGUGGGGAUAACAAAACAUUUUUCUAAAAGUCAUAGUUUUUUUGUAUACAUAAUCAAAGUUAAAGCAAUAUGCAAUAUAAUGCAGUAUAUUGUUAUAUUUGUAAAUAGGUUACAUUGUUGACCAAGCAAAAAGUCCUGUCCUCCAUGGUACCCCCACCCCCCCUAUAAACUAUCCACACAAUUUAAUAUUUGAAACCAGGAAAUCCAUGCAGCAUCUCGUCAUGUUAGUCGGGAUCCGCGGUCUGCUGCUCCUAGUCCGUAAGAAUCAAAGAGAGAUAUCACACAGCGCCUACAGCCCGCGCGCGCUCUCUUGCUCCAAUUUGUUUGCUCUUUUCCGUAGAGAGUAUUAAAUGGUAUACACAUACUUUUAAGGAAAGGCAACCCAAACCCCUUAAAUAUUAGUUCAUCUAAGGUAUCUAGAUAGCAUUAAGGUACCAGCUAAUGUCGAAAAUACUUAAUAAAACCGAAUUCGAAAUUGCAAGUAUUGAAA